AUGUUCAAAGUAUUACGACCGGGCGGAAACCACCGCCUUUUCAACGCGCCGGUACCAGGCCUCGAGCCGGAGGGGAAAAGCAGCAACCGAAAGAAACUCCCAUUACGCGUGGCGCCGCGAAUACUCGACCUAGGAUGCGGGACGGGGAUCUGGAUGAACGAGAUGGCCGUGGAGUUCCCGUAUGCCGAAUUCGUCGGCGUCGACAUCCACUACAUGGCAUCCAAAUGUCACCCGGAGAACGUCAGCGUGCGCGUGCCCUGGGACUACGAGAGUCCCUGGGCUAUGGGGGAACGGUCCUGGGAUUUGAUCCAUAUGCAAAUGGGACUCGGGAGCGUGUCGGACUGGCCGGGUCUGUACCGCAAAGUCCUGAAGCAUUUGGUCCCCGGCUACGGCUGGUUCGAGCAUGUCGAGCUCGACUUUGAACCGCGGUGCGACGACGGCUCACUCAGACCGGGCAAGCUGACUGAGUGGUGGCACAUGUACCUGAAGAAUUUCUAUGCGUCGAUCAAUCGUCGAUUGCAUUAUGAUCCCGACACGGGCGAACUCUUGCUCGCCGCGGGGUUCAAGGAUAUCCAUCAUGCUGUCUACAGGAUCCCUUUGAAUCCUUGGUCUGAUGACCGCGGUGAACAUCGUGCCGCCUUGUGGUGGGGCCAGGUCAUGUCGCGUGGCCUUGAAGAGGAUGGCGGCAAUGGAUUUGAGGCGCUCAGUCUCGCGCCGCUCUGCAGAUAUAAUGGCUGGGCGCAGGAUCAUGUCGAACGACUCUGCGAGGAGGCCCUCGAUCAGGCUUGUGAUCCGGAUUGUCGGGUUUAUAAUGAACUUCAUAUUUGGUGGGCGAGAAGCCCUCAUAAAGGUGAGGUUUGA
Molecule: messenger RNA, 861 nt
Organism: Exophiala dermatitidis NIH/UT8656
Lineage: Eukaryota; Fungi; Ascomycota; Eurotiomycetes; Chaetothyriales; Herpotrichiellaceae
Exons: 2
Coding region: 1-861 (286 amino acids)
Molecular function (GO): methyltransferase activity
Source: RefSeq, a predicted model, not a curated record